Molecule: messenger RNA, 895 nt
Organism: Coffea eugenioides
Lineage: Eukaryota; Viridiplantae; Streptophyta; Magnoliopsida; Gentianales; Rubiaceae
Product: protein RADIALIS-like 3
Exons: 2
Coding region: 332-637 (101 amino acids)
Molecular function (GO): DNA-binding transcription factor activity
Source: RefSeq, a predicted model, not a curated record
GCACGCGAAUCCCCAUCUUGGUCUCUACCUCUCUCCAUCUCCAAUAGAAAUUUGCCCAAAAAAAAAAAGAAAGAAAGAAAAGAAAAACCAUUUAUUCUCCAACUUGCUGCAACCCACCACCUUUGAGCUUUGCCUCCAGUUUAUAAGGAGCUAGAAUAGAACUUGCUUCUCCAUAACAUCCUCUCUUGACUUCCAAGUCUUUUUCCCUUGCCCCCUUUUUGGUUUCAUCCCAUAAUAAUCCCAUUUCUUGCCUUUGUCUUUUGGAGUAUUCCCUCGGAGAAUUCCAUCUAUAUAUACUUGUAACCAAGUCUCCUACUCUCUUCAGUCUGCAAUGGCAUCCAGUUCCAUGACAUCUUCGCGCAGCUCUUCUCAGUCCUGGACUGCAAAGCAGAACAAGCAAUUUGAGGAGGCCUUGGCUACCUAUGACAAGGACACUCCUGAUCGCUGGUAUAACAUCGCCAGGGCCGUGGGUGGAAAAUCAGAAGAGGAAGUCAGGAGGCACUAUGAGGUCCUUGUAAAGGACAUCAUGCAAAUAGAAUCAGACCAAGUUCCCUUGCCUAACUACAGGUCCAUGGCAAGCAAUGGCAGAGGAUAUGCUAACGAGCAGAGGCUUUUGAAGAAUCUAAAGCUACAGUAGAGUUCAAAACUUAGAGCAUAUCAAGGCACAGUGCAGUCAGAAAUGUGGUGUAAGAAAAAGCAGAUGCUUCAUUCAGAAAUCCUGAAUUUGUGUUGUGGUGUUUUUUGUCUUCUGUUCAGCUGUACUUACCAAGUGUUAACUAUAAAAUAGAUAGGUCCCAGGUGUGCAAAACAGAACUGCCAAUUGUGCAAAAGGCAUCAUGUGUAUUACUAUUAUCCAUCUACGUCUACGUUAAUGCAGUCUUGUUCUUCUUCUUCU